Messenger RNA from Daktulosphaira vitifoliae (grape phylloxera), 1761 nucleotides. RefSeq lists its product as uncharacterized. The transcript has 2 exons. The record is from RefSeq and is a predicted model, not a curated record. Bases 132 to 1493 code for a protein of 453 amino acids. NCBI's taxonomy places the organism in Eukaryota, Metazoa, Arthropoda, Insecta, Hemiptera, Phylloxeridae.
AAGAAAAUCAGGAGGGAGUAUUAAGUAAAAAAAGAAACAAUACCGGAAUCCAGAUAGAAUUAUAAAAAGUCGGAGUAGCUGCUGUUUGGCAUUCAGUCUUGUCUUUUACAACCAAAUCGAACACAUCAAGUAUGAAUUUCUUCAAGGUUAGUUUAGUUGGUUUGGCUUUAAUUGCCUAUUGUCUUGCUGCCGAUGAUGUCAAAACUGAAAAUAAACCUGGUAACAAAAGGAGUGCGCCUUACUCUGGAUUAGGAUCAUCUUCUAGUCUAUCAGGAUAUGGUGCUGGACUUCCUUCAAGUUCAUUGGGUCUUUCCUCUGGAUAUAGUUCUUCCCUUGGGCAUGGCUCUUCUCUCGGAUAUGGUUCUGGACUUCCUUCAAGUACAUUAGGACUUUCCUCUGGAUACAGUUCUUCCCUUGGGUAUGGCUCUUCUCUCGGAUAUGGCUCUUCUCUCGGAUAUGGCUCUUCUCUCGGAUAUGGCUCUUCUCUAGGAUAUGGUUUGGGAAGUUCCUCAUUAGGAUAUGGAAUUGGUUCAUCACUCGGCUAUGGGUUAGGAUCUUCAGCUGGAUACGGUUAUGCUGCCCCAGUAGCUAGUUAUGCUGGCUCUUCAGUCGGUUACUCUUCAGCUGUGCCAACUAGAAUAAGUACAUCUAACACUGUAGUACCCGUUUCAGUACCCCAACCUUACGCUGUACCAGUUACUCGUCACGUACCUGUCUCUGUACCUCAACCAAUUCCAGUGUCUGUACCCAGAGCAGUUCCAGUAAGCGUACCCCAUCCAGUACCCGUUACAGUAAACCGACCUUAUCCAGUAGAAGUACUCCGCAGUGUCCCAGUUAGUGUGCCACAUCCAGUACCAUAUAACGUAAAUCGUGCUGUACCAUACCCAAUACCACAACCAUACCCAAUUGAAAUCAGACAAGCUGUACCUUAUUCAGUGCCCACUCCAAUUGCCGUAGCUUCACCUUCUUAUGCAUCACCAACAUACGGAACAUCUGCACCAAUUUACGCUGGAUCAGCCCAAGCUCUUCCAGCAUACGCUGCUUCCGCGCCAGCCCUUUCAACAUAUGCCGCUUCCGGACCAGCUCUCUCAGCUUAUGCAGUCUCUGCACCAGGUAUCACUGCACAAACAUAUGGAUCAGAAUCUUAUUCCGCCCCAGCUAUCUCUUCAGAAUCCUACAACUCUCCAGCAAUCGCUUCUGAAACAUUAUCCUCAGGAUCUUAUUCUUCUUCUUUGAGUUCUCCAUCAUACUCUUCCUCAUCAUUAGGUUCUUCUUCUUAUUCUUAUUCAUCUCCAUCAUCUUCGUCUUACUCUUCACCAUCUUUAUCAUACACGCCAUCUUCUUCAGAUUCAACCGAAUACUCCAGCUCUUCUUCUGGUAAUUAUAAUUCAGGAUCCAGCAGUGCUUAUAAAACACCUAUUAGUGGAUCAACUUAUGGACCACCAUCAUCAGCUAGCUACUCCAGUGGAAAUAACUACAAAAAUAACUAUUAAAAAUUGAAGUAUGUAAUUUAAAUAGCUAGAUUUAUGAUGUUUCUAUGUUAGUGAAUUUAUUAUAAUUAUUAUAUUUUAGAGAAAACAAUUGUUUUUGUUAUAAUUGAAUAUUAUUUUUAAGUCUUUUGCUCAAAAUAUCUGUUUGAUAUGAUUUGAAUAAUAUAAUAUGCGACUGAAAUUAUUAUUAUUAAAAGUAUCCUAAUUUUUUUAUAAUCAAUAUUGGGAUAUUUAUAAGAUUAAACAAAUAUAAUAAUGUUAUUAUAUUUAA